This is a messenger RNA of Cercospora beticola, 3235 nucleotides long. Its product is annotated as secretory pathway Sec39 family protein. NCBI's taxonomy places the organism in Eukaryota, Fungi, Ascomycota, Dothideomycetes, Mycosphaerellales, Mycosphaerellaceae. The record is from RefSeq and is a predicted model, not a curated record. Gene Ontology annotation, biological process: retrograde vesicle-mediated transport, Golgi to endoplasmic reticulum.
CCGACGUCACCACGAAACACCCGUCGCCAACACGCGCCUGGUCGUGCACCGCACGCAUUUCCCGUGCACCGAGCGACUCGCCCAUGCCCCCCGCUGUGGACUUACGAUGGUUGACGCUGUGCAGUCGCUGACGCAGGCGCAGUGUGUGCUGCUGGCGGUGCAUCUGGCCUCCGAAUCGAACAUCAAGGCGCUGCACUCCUUCACGCCCACCCGCCUAGACGCCCUCGACCCGGAGCUGGUGCUGCGCAUCGUCCUAACCUUCCUUCCUGAAGCCGUCGACCCGCGCGAGUACACCGGUUACGUUGGCGAGGUGGCAUCGCGCCUCUAUCUGGACGUCGAUCGCGAGGAUGUCGAGGUCAGCACGGCACCGGUGCACAAUCUGAGCGAGGAAGAGGCACAGAAGAAAGUAAAGAAGCUGCGCAUUCUGGACAUUCAGGCUCCAGCAUUUCCCCCGCAUGCUCCGCAAGAUCUACUGACUCGUUUCGUCUGCCACCGCGCAUAUCGUAUCGAUCAGGAGACAGGCCUGUUGCACCUGGUGCCCGCCCUGGUUGAGCCAUUUCUGGACCGCAACGAUUUCAUUCGCACGUGGUACGUUAGCGUAUGCUUGCCAUUGCUCCGUCUGGCAAUCGAAUACUACCCAGAGGAUGACACGCUGGCAAUUCCACUUCGUGAUUUCGAGCAGGUUCAUGGACGGCAGGGCGUUGAUCUACUGUUGAAAAAGAGCACGGAGCAGCAAGGGGAGGCCAAGGAUAACAUCUCACGCGAUAUCAAGAAUGUGGUCGGGCCAUGGAUGUACGGCCACACUGAUCGCAAGCGCCGAAAGCUCAAUCACAAAAAGAGCGAGAGGAAUUCCAACGAUGAUGGCGUCGCGGCGGCGACGAAAGGCAUUCGAAAGAUCUCCAUCGAUGGCAUCACGGCAGAUGAUCAACGGACUGGGCACGAUUGGGAACAUCUCUUUGCCUGGAUGGUAAGCCACGCUGCGACCGACUUUCGCCUUGUUGCACGCGCCAUCGAUGGAUGGGACGGUCCCGACGACAUCGACCUGGGAGGCAUCGAGCACAAGAGUAUCGGCUACUUGGAUGAAACUCUCCAGAAGAAGCUCGAUCUGCAAUAUGCCCAAGCUGCCUUUGCAAGUUGCUAUGUUGCGCCGGCAGAUAAUGAAGAGACCGUCAAGGAUGCUCACUCCAUCCUGGCUCGAUUGGCAGAGCUCCUCGAUUUUAUUCCUCCUCCAGACCUUGCCACCAGCGUGGAUUCAUUGCCGAAAAUCGAACGGCAUGCAGCCAAGUUGGAUGCCUCGCAAACAGUUGCAGAUCUACUUCCCGAUGCUCUUUUGAAGCCCGAACAUCCUCUGACCACUCCUCGAAUGGAGACGUAUAUGUUAUUGCAGAUGAUAGUGUACAGCGCCUAUCAAUUCUCAGGGCUUGGUCACCCUCUCUCGCUGAUCAAUGUGGCCAAGCUGCAUUUCUAUGCCACAGGUCAAGAGCAGCUUGACGUUCUUCGAAAGAUUUUGCACUCGCUCUCAAGACCAGGUGUGCGCAAAGAUGAGUCUCAAUGGACUUCAGAACGUGCAAAGCUCAUUUGGUUAUGGAAUUGGGGAAUCGAUGCCGACGCAGCUGAGCCCGAAAAUGGAGCAGGCGUGCUGGGCAAGAUUACCAAGGGCGAUUUCGAAGAGGAAAUGCUCAAGGUGUUCACUGAAACCAGUUGCUAUGGACUCGCAACUCGACUAUACCUGUCGCCCGAGUCGGACACGGCUAUCUCGAAGGAUCGAUCCGAGACGGUCAUCUUGGACAAAGCCAUGGAAAUAUAUGAUAGUGCAAGCAAUGGCAAUCGUCAGCGCGGUGCCAUGAAAAGGGCAAAUGAUAUAAUCGCUGCCUUUCGACCCCAUUUCCCAGACAGCACGAAGUUUCGACAAGCUACAGCACUACUCUCAGCGACCCAUGCUCUCUCAUUCUACUCCUUGACGCUGCAGCAUGGAGUGCCUUUUCAGCCGGUCAAUAUUCGUGUCAGCCAGGACCCUAUCUCGCUCAUUGUCAAAGUCUUAGAACAGAAUCCUCGGAGUUAUACCAAACUUGACGAUCUUAUUGAUAUCGCUCGUAAUCUGGUCUCGUCAGGACUGAACGAUGAAAGUGAUGAACGCCUGUCAGGCGAAUCGCCUCUCGAAUCGAUCGACAAGAGGAAGAAGGAUUCCGAACGACGCGUCACAUUCAUGGCAGUUGAAGCGGCACUCCGAGAAGACGAUUUCGAGACGGCUUAUUCUUACGUAGUGAACAGACUCACACCAUCUGGCGCCGAUAUCGAAGCAUCCCAGAACGCUCGCAAAAUACACAAACGGCAGAGAUCAAGCCGUGCGCAGAACAGUAUUGACGACGACGACAUAUCGUGGCGUGCUGCAUUCCUGGCUGGGCGCUAUCGCCCGACAACCACUACGCCACCGACGGUGAGACGAUUGGAGCAGCGCACGGAGCUUCUGUCUCUUGCUCUUCUGCUGGCGCCCACGUCAGCCCUCACCGAGAUUCUGGCGGCGUGGCGUCGAUGUGAGGAGGAGAUGACUUCCCUCCAGCUCUCGCAACAGGAAGCUGAGCAAGCGUUCGACGAUCGAGCUGACAAGCGCCUUUCCGGCGGCUCUCUCCCUGGGACUUUCGCGUUUGGCGAUGAGCAACCCGAUCUCAUCCUGAAUCAGAAGAGGCGGGAGAUGGGUCGGAUGGGUGGUGCUAGUGGCAGAGGCAAUGACGAAAGUCCGCUAAGCAUGUUCGACUUGACACGUAGUGCAGCAAAGGCUUUCAGCAAGAAUGCUUUCCCGCUGCGGGACACGGCAGCUGCACGGAGUAGUGCAGAGUAUGGGAGAUCUAUGGAAGACAGUACGCAUAGUCUCGAGAGCGAUGGUAGCGGGCAUGACCGUGUUAGGAAGAGAGACAUGGUCGCCAAUGCUGUCAGUGGUGGUCUAGCAUCGGGACUCGGCUGGGUACUUGGCGCUACGCCCGCACAGCAGCAGCAGCAUGAGCAAGGUCGAUAGACUCCAGGACGCAUCAGUGGUGUGACCACAGUGUUCGGACCGCCUUUUUGUGGGACUGCCACAUGCAUUCAUCUUUCAGCAGAGCCGCGACCUCAUACAUACGAUACAUGCCCGUGGCUGGUUGUGGCGUCCCUCGGAAGAUCACGAGCGAGAACUCUCCAACUGAAGGCUAGGAUCGCAGACAUGUGAAUUGUCUCGAACUCGGAGAGGGCUAGUUUAUCA